Messenger RNA from Opisthorchis viverrini, 1522 nucleotides. RefSeq lists its product as hypothetical. Gene Ontology annotation, molecular function: transcription coregulator activity. NCBI's taxonomy places the organism in Eukaryota, Metazoa, Platyhelminthes, Trematoda, Opisthorchiida, Opisthorchiidae. The coding region runs from base 58 to 1104 and encodes 348 amino acids. The record is from RefSeq and is a predicted model, not a curated record. The transcript is spliced from 6 exons. Gene Ontology annotation, cellular component: nucleus; Z disc.
CGAGUGCUGAAAUUUCACUGGUUUGGACUAGCCGAAUUUUUCAUUUCACAACCAGGCAUGGCGGAGGAGGUAGUGCUCAAACCCGGAGAGGAAUUCCUCUGUACACAAUGCAAUCUGUCACUGAUUGGUCAACGUUACAUCCUCAAUGAUGAGAAACCCUAUUGUGUUGCGUGCUAUGAACAGUUGUUCAGCCACACUUGUGAGCUGUGCAAGGAGAAAAUCAAAUGUGACUCCAAGGAUUUGUCCUUCAAAGAAAGACAUUGGCAUGAACGAUGCUUCUUCUGCAGUGAAUGCAAAGCCUCAUUGGCUGACAAACCUUUUACAACCAAAGAUUCUGACCUCUACUGCCCGGACUGCUAUGACGAGAAGUUCUCUCCGCGCUGCGACGGGUGCCAUAAAAUCUUCAAAGCUGGUUCACGAAAGUACGAGUACAAAGGCUCCACGUGGCAUGAGGAAUGCUUCACAUGUCUUGAGUGCAAGCAGCCGCUGGGAACAAAGAGCUUUGUUCCGAAAGACAAUGGCGUGGUUUGUGUGCCCUGUUACGAAGAAAAAUACUCGCAGCGUUGUUUCAAGUGCAACAAGCCAAUUCAAAAGGGGGGCGUUACCUACAAGGGUCAACCUUGGCACAAGACCUGUUUCCUAUGUGUGAACUGCAAUGCGGAAUUGUCAGGACAGAAGUUCACCUCCAAAGAUGAUAAGCCAUACUGCGCGGACUGCUACACAGAACUUUUCGCGAAAAGAUGCGCGCAGUGCACUAAACCCAUCAGUGGUUUUGGUGGUUGUAAAUUCAUCACUUUCGAGGAUAAACACUGGCACUCCGAUUGUUUCAACUGCACAAAGUGUAAGAAUUCGCUCGUUUUGGUGGUUGUAAAUUCAUCACUUUCGAGGAUAAACACUGGCACUCCGAUUGUUUCAACUGCACAAAGUGUAAGAAUUCGCUCGUGGGAAAAGGAUUCCUCAUCAACGAGGAUGGAAUCUUCUGCCCUGAGUGCGGAAAAUGAAACUGAUUGUGCAAACAAACGCUGCAAUCCUAAGAAAAAUGAAAGAGUCGUUUAUCUUUAUUUGUUUUUUUUCUCCUGCUUUAUUCUAUGGUUUUUAAGUUGAACACACAAAAAGCUUGUUCUAUUUUUUAUUUUGUUAUCUUUAAUUGUGAUUGUUUGAAUGGGGUCCCGAUAUACAAAACGGUUGACACCACACACAGCUAGUCUACCACGUACGCAUUGGAUGGAUGCCACCAUUUCUUUUUUUUCUACGUCAGUCCAACUUGUUGUUGUCAUUUGGGGGAUACUUCCUCUAUCUGAGUCUUUGACGAGACAACUUAUCGUUUAGUCGAAAAUUUACACCGAAAUAUCAACGUUUUGUUCCCAUCGUCUCUGCCUCCAGUUGUUCACGUCGGAUGUAUACGCUGGAGAACUGAAUAAAAAACAAUUUUACAAUGCAGCCUUAUUUUCAGUGUACCACUUGCUCCAUCCAUGUAUUUGUCUGUUCGUACGACAGCAAUAUGUGUUAUCGAUUAAUCCGA